GAAAUAAGAUCCUAUAAGGAAUACUAGAAAUAGAAACUACACAAUUCAUUUGACGCAUUCAGAGUAGAUUCAUUCGGGCUCUUGAUCAAUACAACCAAUUAAUGUGUUUAUAAUAGAUGUUAUAAUGGAAGACCAAUCUUGUACGUGGAGUGGUGUAUUCGACGAAAAAUCAAGGGUUAAUUUAGAAAGGGGCUUCAUAAUAACAGGAACGGUUUCUAUAUUGUUGGGAUCUUGGCUGACUUUGGCUUUAUUACUGACGAAUCUACGGGCAGAUUUAGGCUACCGUAAUUUUGCCUUUUUCACGGCUAUCGCCUGCGUUAGACGCGCCGUAUCUGUUUUGACCCAUCUUCCCCUUCUUAAUUACACUGAAAUAUCAGUCAACGAGAUUGAAAAAGAUUGCGAUUUUUACGGAUUCUGGGAUACAUUUUUUGGGGUCCUAGAAGUUGAAUGUCUCACUCAUGUAUGCAUUGAACGAUACGUAGUGGCAAAAUAUAAUAUAAAAGGAUGGCCAAUACAAAAGAAUCAUUAUAUUUUAUAUCCAUGUCUGUGCGUUCUUUUUGCACUUCUGUAUUCUUCGCCUCCUCUUUUUGGUUUGGGUAAAUACGGAUUGGAUUUCUCCUGCCAAUCCUGUGCUUUGGAUAUGAUUUUACCUUCAAAUUGGCAUAGAUGUGUUGUUUUAUCUAUAUUUGUACUUCGUAGCAUUAAAUCUACUGGAUUCAUGGUAUUUAUGUUAAUUUGGGCGCGUAAUUUAGAAGCAAAGUAUAAUGAUUCAGUCGAACUAGUAAAGGAAAUGCGGUUUACUGAAAGUGUAAUCAUCAUAACUAUCGUGAAUUUGAUAUGCUGGAUGCCUAUUGCUUUAAUACGGGGAUGGGUGGUGCUUUCGUAUUUGCUUUCUGAUGAAGUACAAGUAAAACCACGUGCAUCUGCUAUACAGUUUGCGAUAUGGAUUCACUGGGCGUCACCUGCUAUUACAGCAAUAGCAAUGUUUUUGGCCGAUGACCGAACACACAGGAAAAUGCUAAGUGUUUGGAAAUCUGACGACAUAAUUGAAGAAACUAAAAAGAAAGAGUAGCAUUUUUUCUUAUCACAAAAUAUGUUCUAGGCCAUUGCACUAAGGUAUGAUCGUUGGCCAGAUGUUAGAGUUCAUUAACCAUCCCUAACUACACAUAUAUUAUAUCCAACAAAGCCUAUAUUAUUAACUAUAGCUACCUACGGAAUGCAGUAAAUUUUGUUAUACAAACGGAAAUUAUUACUCAAGCAGAGUAGACAUAUACUUAAAAAAAUAUUUCUAUGGAGACAUUUGUUCUGAUGAUAAGAAAAUAACAAAAACACACAUAGUCGAUUGCUGCGGUAUCUUUAAUCAAGUCAUAUUAUUUACAUUGUUAGUGAUUAAUUCCACUUAUUGUGAUUAUGGGUUAUUUGGUUUAAUAUAAUUUUCUGUAAAAAAUUAUGCGUCUUUAAAGUCAGUCUGAUGUGAUUUAUAAAGUUGAAAAUUAUGUAGAUUGUAGAUAUUUACAGUUUUCGCACAAAAUCAAUAUAAAUGAUUUCAACAUUAGUACUAUGGCACAUAAUAUAGACGAAAGUAAUCAUGAUAAAGUUUGAUAAUGCUUUAUCAAAAUAUUAGAAAAAUAUUUACGAGAAGCAUUAUCAUAGGUUUUAAUUAAUGCAUUGAAAUAAUUAGAUAUUUGGACCACGAUUACAAUCUAACCACAGUUGGUCCACAAUAAGGCAUUUAAUAAUUAGAUAUAAUACAGUAAGUAAUUUUUAUAUACAGAUGUAUAAUAGUUUUUAUAAUACACAAUUAAGUAUUUGUAACAUUGUUAACUUUAUAUUGUAUAAAAGUGCAUAGAAUCAUAAUUAUAUUAUAUAUAGUACAAGGAUAGCAGGUAGAUAAAUAUUUUUUUAAUUAUUAUUACACUUAACAUAAGUAAACCAUUGUAACAUACAUACAUUUAAAAAUAAUUAUAAUAAAUGAUAUCAAGAAUUUAA
Messenger RNA from Maniola jurtina (meadow brown), 1989 nucleotides. RefSeq names its product rhodopsin-like. Gene Ontology annotation, molecular function: G protein-coupled receptor activity. The transcript has 7 exons. The record is from RefSeq and is a predicted model, not a curated record. Gene Ontology annotation, cellular component: membrane. Lineage: Eukaryota; Metazoa; Arthropoda; Insecta; Lepidoptera; Nymphalidae. Bases 125 to 1072 code for a protein of 315 amino acids. Gene Ontology annotation, biological process: G protein-coupled receptor signaling pathway.